Messenger RNA from Suricata suricatta (meerkat), 2132 nucleotides. RefSeq names its product norrin cystine knot growth factor NDP (gene NDP). Gene Ontology annotation, biological process: Wnt signaling pathway. The transcript is spliced from 3 exons. The record is from RefSeq and is a predicted model, not a curated record. NCBI's taxonomy places the organism in Eukaryota, Metazoa, Chordata, Mammalia, Carnivora, Herpestidae. Bases 607 to 1008 code for a protein of 133 amino acids.
UUCCCAUCUCAUCGUAAGAUGCUCCGUGGAAGGGAGCCGAGCGGUGGGCAGUGGCCGAGUCCCCGAUAAGGAGCGCCUCACAUUUCCGUGGCAUUCCCAUUUGCUAGUGCGCUGCUGCGGCCGCACGCCUGAUUGAUAUAUGACUGCAAUGGCACUUUUCCAUUUGACAUUCUCUCUCUCUCUCUCCCUCUCCCUCUCCCUCUGCCUCUCUCUCUCCCUGUGUCGCUUAAACAACAGUCCUAACUUUUGUGUGUUGCAAAUAUAAAAGGCAAGCCAUGUGACAGAGGGACAGAAGAACAAAAGCAUUUGGAAGUAACAGGACCUCUUUCUAGCUCUCAGAAAAGUCUGAGAAGAAAGGAGCCCUACGUUUCCCCCAAGCUGUGCAGCCGAUAUGGUGAUGAUGGAUUGCAAGUGGAAAGAGUAAGACCAAACUCUGGCACACAAAGGACCAUGACAACCAGAAAGCUUCGGCCAGAUCCUGCCCUGUGCUGGGAAGGAACUGGAUCCUAGUUCCUUCUGGAACUAGAUCCUUCUGGAAACUGCGUUUCCCAUUUAUAGUCCUCUGCCUCCCUCUACUGUUCCUUCCGAGAAGCUUUCCUUACAACAAUGAGAAAUCAUGUACUCGCUGCCUCCUUUUCUAUGCUCUCCCUGCUGGCGCUGAUGGGAGAUACAGACAGCAAAACGGACAGCUCGUUCAUGAUCGACUCGGACCCUCUGCGCUGCAUGAGGCACCACUAUGUCGAUUCUAUCAGUCACCCAUUGUACAAGUGUAGCUCAAAGAUGGUGCUUCUGGCCAGGUGCGAGGGGCACUGCAGCCAGGCGUCGCGCUCUGAGCCCCUGGUGUCCUUCAGCACUGUCCUCAAGCAGCCUUUCCGCUCCUCCUGUCACUGCUGCCGGCCCCAGACCUCCAAGCUAAAAGCAUUGCGGCUGCGCUGCUCCGGGGGCAUGAGGCUCACGGCCACCUACCGGUACAUUCUCUCCUGUCACUGUGAGGAGUGUGGCUCCUGAGACCUGCCGCUCAGUGGCUUCUGGAUGGGACAACCUUGUCCCUCGCCGAGACAGUUCAACCAGCCAGGGAGAAGGACUGGCAAGACAAGAGUUAAGGAGGAAAGAAAAAGAUGCAGCAAUUCCCACAGGAUUCUGCAUAUUCUAGUAAUAAAGACUCUCCAUGCUUGCUGAGAGAGAGAGAGAGAGAGAAAGAGAGAGAGAGAGAGAGAGAGAGAGAGAGAGAGAGAGAGAGAGAGAGAGAGAGAGAUGCUCUGGGAAUUUGGUUCCCAUCCCCAUCUCCUUUCCCUCGUACAAUUUCUUUUGGUUCCUUUUCAGAUUCAAGCAUCUCUCCCCCCGCCCCCCCCCGCCCUUGUCGCUGAAUGCUGUUUAGGUUUUCAGCACGACAGCAUUCUUUAGUGGGGAACGUGGGUCCCCAUGCCAGCGUGGGUCAGGCUGUCGCAGUUUGGUGCGUUGGGGAAGCAUUUGCCCCGGAAAGCAGAAAAGGCCCGCUCUUUCUGUGAUGCCUUCUGGCUUUGGUUUUACCCUGGGUUUUAUCUUGUCAUCUGGUCUCAGAUUGCCGUCCCUGAGAAAAGUUACCAAUUUCACACUGCGGGCACCGAGCGUGUGGAUGCCCAGAGCCAGGCCCACUUGCAGCCUGCUAACCAACAUUAAAAUAACUAACACUCGGAUUCUCCUAUGUGACGCAGAAGCUACUGAAAGCGACAAAUAUUAUGCCGAAAUGACUUUUGGGAAGUAAAGGUGGCAUAAGGGAUUGGCCAACUGAAGGCUCCUGCAGAUAACUCCUGGUGAAAUUGUGUAAGGGAGCCAACAUCUAAAGAGCCGCACAAAUACGGAUCCUGCACUGACUUUGAAAAAGGCAUAUAUGUACUAGCGCAUGGAGAAUGCACUCUACUCAUGCAUGCAAAUUAGACAACCAAGUAUGAAUCUAUUUGUGGGUGUGCUAUAGCUUUAGCCAUGUUGUGGGCAUCGUUCUCCACCAUCCACUUGUCCGUGUGAAGCUUGCUGUCCCAACGGCAGCCUGACUCAUCCUCUGACUAUUUGGCUCAACUGUAUUUUGGUCCUUGAGACUCAAAAUUUGAGUUAUUCCCAUGUUGUGAAAUAAAAAGACAGUAUCUUCAAAAUUU